AUGUACUCCAAGGUCAUCAUCUUCCUGUGCGCCGCGGGCAUCGCCUCCGCCGGCAACCUGCUGGCCGCCGCCCCCGUGGCCUACAGCGCCCCUGUGUCCUACACGUCUCACCUGACCCACGCCGCCCCCCUCAGCUACGCCGCCGCUCCCUACGCCACCUACGCUCACGCCCCGGUCGUGGCCAAAGCCGUCGCUCCGGCAGUGUCCUACCAGUCCAUCUCCCGCUCCUCUUCCUCUCUCGGCUACGCCGCGGCCGCCCCCGCUGUGGCGACUUACGCCGCUAGCCCCGUGUACACCAAGACCAUCGCCGCGCCCGCUGUCUCCUACUCCUCGGUCGCUCACGCCGCCCCAUUGGCCUACGCCAGGAGCUACGCCGCCCCCGCUGUCACCACCUACGCCGCCAGCCCCGUCUAUGCCAAGACCAUCGCCGCGCCCGCCGUGUCCUACUCUUCUGUAGCUCACUCUGCCCCCAUCUCCUACGCCGCUAGCCCCGUGUAUGCCAAGACCAUCGCAGCUCCCAUCGCUACCUACGCCGCGCACGCGCCCGCUGUCGCUACCUACGCCGCGCACGCUCCCGCUGUCGCCUACUCCGCCGCCCCAGCCGUGUCCCACGUCACAUACGCCGGACUUGGCGCCCAAUACGCCUGGUAA
Aricia agestis (brown argus) is the source of this 651-nucleotide messenger RNA. RefSeq names its product pupal cuticle protein C1B-like. The record is from RefSeq and is a predicted model, not a curated record. The transcript is spliced from 2 exons. The coding region runs from base 1 to 651 and encodes 216 amino acids. NCBI's taxonomy places the organism in Eukaryota, Metazoa, Arthropoda, Insecta, Lepidoptera, Lycaenidae.